UUAGCAGACGACAAACCAUGAAAAAAUUAAAUUUUUAACUAGUUUUUCAAUGAUGGACUUUUGUUAUGAUAAAUUAUGAUUUCUCCAGUUAUUAUUCCCAUGCUCCGUUUUUGUUUAAUAAUAAUCAUAGUUUCUUUACAAUGUUCAGCAGAGAACCAAUAUGAACAGAAUCAUAAAGACUGGAAAUAUUCGAAUGUUCCACUCGCAAAACUUCGAGGACGUAGAGAGGGAAUGUCACUUUCCAAAUUGAAAAGCCUCAAUGACGACGAUAUAGCUAAUUAUUACAGUACAAUUUUCAAUCGGGAGCCUAGUCCUGAGAAAUCAUAUUUGUCACAAAUACUGCAUCAAGCAGGCAGCUUGAAUCUUCUGGAAUCUGAUAAGAAAAGGAUUGAAUCAAGUUCUGAGAGGUCACAUAUUUCAUCAGAUUCUAGUUCAAUAAAGACACAAAUUGACUUGGUUACAAACCUUUUCCUUAACAAAACUCAUACUGAACUUGUACAAUCCACUUCACUACAAACUCCACAUGAGAAUACAACUUCAAAUGAAAUCUUGGGAAAAUUGAGUAAUGGGUCAUCACUCCCAAUAUACCUCGGUCUGUUCACUGACGAAUCUUCCAAAUCCCCAGUAACUCCACUUUCAUCAACAGAUAGGAAACCUACUGAGACUUCCAAGCGAACAACAGAAUACUUCAACAAUCCUGUGAGAAGCCCAUUUCUAUCGACUUCGGAAACACCAAGGAAUAUUUUUCUCAUGAGUUCUACAAGCAAUAAUAGUUUGAUCAACAAAAACUAUGCACCUAUUCUUCUACUGAUGGCUCAUAAAUUUGACGAAAUUGAACAAAAUUUGCAAACAUUUAAAGCAAACCAAUUAUUUUUGGCCCACAAAGUGAAAAAAAUCUACGAUAAACUAGAAUCGAAGGAUAGUGAUACAGUGCAGAUCAUCAGACCUAAUAUUAACAAGAUAAUAGAGCAGCUGAUCAAUGUUGGAACUGAAAUGCCAGCAAGCUCUUACGAAGCUUUAAGCAAUUUGACAAAUUCUUGGAAUAGGGCUUGAGAUCUAUUCCAUUUUUCUACGUUGAACUGAUGUGACAUUGAACGCUGUCAGAGAGAACUGUUGAUAAUCUCUAGUUUUGGAACAGCUCUUCCGAUAAGAUAAAAUAAUCCUACAUUGCAAGCAGAAUGAAAAGCACAAGAUUUGAUAUUGUCUUUUUCUUAUAACUUGGCAUUCAUAUCUAUGAACUUAUAACCUCAUAUUAUGAAUAACCACAUUAAUAACCAUCAUAUCGAUUCAUGAACUUGAGCAUGGAAUUUUAUUUGAAUUAAGUAGUCGGUUGCCGAAUUUAUGAACAUUGCAUGCGUGAAUGGAGGAUACUUACUUUGUUA
This is a messenger RNA of Nilaparvata lugens (brown planthopper), 1382 nucleotides long. RefSeq lists its product as uncharacterized. The transcript is spliced from 2 exons. NCBI's taxonomy places the organism in Eukaryota, Metazoa, Arthropoda, Insecta, Hemiptera, Delphacidae. The coding region runs from base 76 to 1053 and encodes 325 amino acids. The record is from RefSeq and is a predicted model, not a curated record.